AUGCACCUGGACAACGGGACGUUAAACUUCGGCCACGGCUUGGACUUUGAGUCCGGGAAGACGAAAAAAGCGGAAAAGAGACCGCCGACGCAGAUUGAAAUCAUGGCGGAGAUGGAACGCGAGAAGCAAGCGAAGAAGGAGGAACGCAGAUUGGCGCGAGAAGCCAAGAAGCAAGCCCGUCUCGAACAGGAGGAGUUUAUAAGAAACGGCGGCAACUUGAAGUUGUCCAAGAAGGAAAAGAGGAGAUUGGAAGCGGAGAUGGAAAACUAA
Bathycoccus prasinos is the source of this 270-nucleotide messenger RNA. RefSeq lists its product with no specific name. Lineage: Eukaryota; Viridiplantae; Chlorophyta; Mamiellophyceae; Mamiellales; Bathycoccaceae. The transcript has a single exon. The coding region runs from base 1 to 270 and encodes 89 amino acids. The record is from RefSeq and is a predicted model, not a curated record.